This is a messenger RNA of Argentina anserina (silverweed cinquefoil), 1028 nucleotides long. RefSeq lists its product as uncharacterized. The coding region runs from base 122 to 805 and encodes 227 amino acids. The record is from RefSeq and is a predicted model, not a curated record. NCBI's taxonomy places the organism in Eukaryota, Viridiplantae, Streptophyta, Magnoliopsida, Rosales, Rosaceae. The transcript is spliced from 4 exons. Gene Ontology annotation, biological process: regulation of mitotic cell cycle.
AAAAUCAAAAGAAACUCUCAGAAACUUCAAUUCAAGAAACAAACCCACAUUCGUCGCAUUCUUUGCUUCUAAUCUCAUCCGAUAACCAAACAACAAAUUGAAUUGGCUAAAGAAAGCACAGAUGGCAUCAAAAGUUGGUCGUUUGUUUCAAGAUCAGAACCUCAGUGUUCACUCUAAUGGAGACUCUGCUGUGAGAAAGGGUGGUGUAAAAAUGCAGAAGAAAGUGGGGUUUGGUGGAAGGAAACCUCUAGGAGAUGUAUCGAAUACAGGGAAGCCUGACCUUACCAAGGUAUCAAAGAAGCCUGUUCUUAGCCAUGUUCCUGAGAUUAUUGCUGAUGCAAGCAACAAGAGAGGCCUUUCUAGGGCACAGACUCGUGGCCGGAAGGCACUAUCUGAUGUGUCUAACACAUUCAAACCAGUAGCCCAUAAGAAGUCAAGUAUUGUGGCACAACCACCUCCUUGUGGUUUUGAGGAAGAAGGUUUCCUGCAUGACCAUCAGCAGUGCAUCAAAUCUAUGCGAAAUGCUAAUCUCAUGGAUCAGGUGGAUAUUCUUAUGAUGAUGCAAGGAUCAGAUUCGUCCAUGAAGCUUCUAUCUCCAUGUGAAGCUUCUCAGCUUCGUAAAGUUGAGCCGGAGAGUCCUAUGAGGUACUUGGAGCUGAAAGAGAUGUCUGAGCUGUCUAUCAAGCAGGACCCCGCUUCACCUCAUUGUAAGACUCCCUUGUCACCAAAUCAUACAAAGUCCACUUGGAUUUGGGACGACUGUGAUUUUCAGGUGAUGGAAACACCUCAGUUUCUAAGGCACUGAUUCCCCUGUACCUUCCUAUGUGAUUAUCAAUCCACUUGAAACUGGUGCAGCCAGAAUCAUUCGUAGAGGUUUGUUUUUUGUUUUUAUAUUUUUUAGGAUUUUUGGUCCAUCGUGACUGAACAUCUAGUCCAUGUGAGAUUGAUGUAGCCAGUGUCAUUCUAGAGGAUUUGGAUUUAUUAAUAUGUCUUUUUUCUUCGCCACAAUAUUGCAUGUUCAUUGUGAA